AUGACGAGUAGGAUAUACUCAGAGGUUGUGAAACACGUCCUAAGUCUAAAUUUCAUAACAAGCAACUUAUAUUGUUUAGCGGAGCAAAUAUCUAGACUGCGAGCGUCGCAGUCACCGAUCGCGAUCUCGCUGAGCCGAUGCCCCACGUGGUCCUCACUCGACCCCCUCCGAUUCAGAGGCUACUGGGACAGCGGCGAGAAGGCGAUAUUACUGAACAAUGGAUCUACUGCGUACUUUACUUUCACGGAUCAGUCCGUACGGCCAAUCCUGAGCGGCGGCCCACUACUUGGCGAGUAUAUCUUUGAGCAGAUGCACUUCCACUGGUCAGUGGACGACUUCACUGGUUGUGAACACGUGCUGGAUGGACACGGAUAUGCAGCGGAAUGCCAUUUCGUCCACUAUAACAGCAAGUACGGUUCUCUAGAAGCGGCCGUGGGCCACCCGGACGGUCUCGCAGUAGUAGGAUUCUUAUUGGAGACGGUAGACGCUCCUAACCCCAGAUUUGACAGGCUGGUUGAAGGUUUGGAAGCUAUUAAGAAGAACGAGUCAGUCAAGAAUGUCACGUCAGAAGCGUUAUCCUGGAUGGACUCCGACGACCUUUCCGAGGGUAGCUACGUCACCUACAAGGGCUCUCUGACGACGCCGCCCUACACAGAAUGCGUUACGUGGAUCAUUUAUGAAAGACCUGUACAAGUCGGAGCUGAACAGUUGAGCCUCUUGCGCCAGCUAGAAGGUCCAAACAGCGAGCCGAUCGAGCGCAACGUGCGCCCCACGCAGAGGCAUCCGCCCGGACACUCCGUCAUCUAUGUCAAACAAGUCAAGUCCAAGCUAUGAUGGUGCAAUAAAGUAGUUUAUCGUGUUAUUAUAUUAUAUAUUAAUUUUGUUUUUUCAUUUA
This is a messenger RNA of Manduca sexta (tobacco hornworm), 895 nucleotides long. Its product is annotated as carbonic anhydrase 1-like. Gene Ontology annotation, cellular component: cytoplasm. The record is from RefSeq and is a predicted model, not a curated record. Gene Ontology annotation, molecular function: zinc ion binding; carbonate dehydratase activity. The transcript is spliced from 5 exons. Bases 1 to 834 code for a protein of 277 amino acids. NCBI's taxonomy places the organism in Eukaryota, Metazoa, Arthropoda, Insecta, Lepidoptera, Sphingidae.